This is a messenger RNA of Nematostella vectensis (starlet sea anemone), 7956 nucleotides long. RefSeq names its product sushi, von Willebrand factor type A, EGF and pentraxin domain-containing protein 1. The coding region runs from base 30 to 7814 and encodes 2594 amino acids. NCBI's taxonomy places the organism in Eukaryota, Metazoa, Cnidaria, Anthozoa, Actiniaria, Edwardsiidae. The transcript has 40 exons. Gene Ontology annotation, molecular function: calcium ion binding. The record is from RefSeq and is a predicted model, not a curated record.
UUCUAUCGCCGCAUACUCCCUCACCCGCCAUGGCGAUCGGUGGUGUAGUUGCAGUCGCUUUGGCGAUUUUAGGAUGUCUUCCCUAUGCAUCUUCAUCAUGCCAAUUACAUGGUCAACGCGAACUCGAAGACUUCCAGCGAACCCACAACGAUACAAUGUCCGACCUGAUCUUUCUAGUUGACACAUCGGGGAGCUUGCAGUACUGGUCUGGAGGAGGCUGGAAGAACGGGUUCGACGACGAGAAAGUAUUCGUCAACUCUCUGCUCAGCCAUAUCAGGGUCAGCUACAAGUCCACGUACGUCUCAGUGGUUCUCUUUGGCACAAGCGCCACGAUCGACAUCAACUACAUCUUCAACCCACACCCAAACAACCAUAAGUGUAAUUUCAGGCGAGAUUUUAGCAACCUGAGGUUCCGCAGCGGAAUGACGAAUAUGCAUGAUGCCUUCCAAGCUGCGUAUGACAUCAUCUUCGGCAAGUAUAGUGGGCAUAAGAGACCGACCCAUCAAGUGAAGACUGCCGUGUUUUUACUCACAGACGGUCAGUGGAAUUGGAACGGUGAUCCUUGGCCCAUUGCCAAGAGACUUAAGGACAGGGGGAUUGAGAUAUUCACUAUUGGUGUGACGAAUGGCGUUAACGUGAAUACCCUGAGAUCACUUGCGUCCCCCAACAACUAUUUCCACUACAAUGACUUCACACAGUUCCGUGAGCUCGCAACGUGCAUCCGAGGUGAUCCCUAUGAUAGUGACUGGCUCAUAGUUGGCGAUAAAAGCAAGUGUCAGUCAUGUGACCUACUGGCUGACUGCGCCUGCGGUUUGGUCAGUGGCAAGUAUAGAUGCGCGUGUCCGAAGGGAUACUACGGCUCCGGUUACACUCAAGACUGCCACAAGUGCGGGCCGUCGACGUACAAAGACUUUGUCGGUUAUGCAAAGACGUGUACUCCAUGUCCAGCUAACUCUGUACACACGAGGACUGGUUCCGACCGGAAGUCACACUGCGUUUGCAAAGAAGGCUUUGAUGGAAGCCCUGCCCAAGAGACACCUUGUACAAUCAUGCGCUGUCAGCCGAUCCCAAUCCCUGCGAAUGGGUAUGAGAAAGGAGGAAGCUGCAGUAACGAGUACGGUGCGACAUGCGAAGUGGCGUGUCACAAGGGAUUCGAGCUCACUGCUCCUGGAAUGCGUAGUUGUGUUCUUAACAGCCAUGGCGGGGUGCAGUGGUCCGGGACCGAGCCCAUGUGCAGGCAGAUAACAUGCCAGGCCCUUGAUGUCGCAAAUGCGAUUCCAAGGUCGGGCAAAUGCGUCCCUGAUGGGUCCUCGGCGUACGGCACCAACUGUACGAUCACGUGUAGCAUCGGGUACAUACGCAAGGGGUCGGCAUGGAGGGUCUGUCAGCAGGAUAAGACAUGGAGUGGGGAAGACACUGUCUGCGAAGAAAUCCGCUGCCCAAUGCUUAACUCUAUCUCACUGGCGCAAGUUAACCCGGCCACUUGCGUAUCACGUGAUCAGCGCUUCAGUACGGUGUGUCGGUUUGAGUGUCCAAGAGGAUAUGAAAUGAAAAAGUCCAAGUUACGGACCUUAUCACUGACAUGCGGGCUUGAUGGUCAAUGGAAUGGCAAACCUGAGACAUGUGACGAUGUCGAAGCACCGGAAAUCACGUGUCCACAGGACAUGACUGUCAACAAUGAACCCCAGAUGAGCUAUGCAGAGGUGACCUGGGACGAGCCAAUCAUCAAAGACAACUCCCAGGGAAACGAUCCUAAUGCUAAGAUCGAAAUCACGAAAUCCCACACCUCCCCCAAAAAGUUUGAAAUUGGCAAAAAUCAGGUGGUCACGUAUAGUGUUAAAGAUGGCGCGAAUCUGACAGCCAGCUGCAAUUUUAGGGUCACUGUGCAAGAUACUGAGCCACCGACUCUCAAAUCCUGCCCUGCUGACCAGACGCUGGACUUUAACCCACCCCCACUAAAACAAACGAUGCGCGUCUUCUGGACCCCCCCGACUUAUACCGAUAACUCCAAGGUGCAGCCCAAGAUAACUGGAAGCAGCGAAUCAUCGGACGAGUUUGCACUUGGGGAAAAGUUCGUGAACUAUGAGGCGAAAGAUGCCGCAGGCAAUGUUAAUAGGGAAUGCGUUUUCAAGAUUCACUUAAAAACCAAGGGAUGCCCGAACUACCCUCCUCCCAAAAACGGUGCUUUGGCGUGUAACGCGUGGGGUGCAGGGAGCAAGUACUGUACAGUUAGCUGUACCGAUACGAGAGACUUCGCGUUCAAACCUGCCAUGGCCUACCUUUGCAGCAACGCCAAUUGGCAAACGUAUCCAUAUCCUGUACAAAUGCCAUGGCCUGACUGUUCUUUACGCUAUGAUCCGUCAGAAGCCUCUCAAAGGAUGAUGGCCCAGUUCUACUACUACUCCGGCGACUGUAACAGCGAAGAGGCUCAAGAACAGAUCAAAACCAACUUCCUCAAUCUGGCUAAGUUUGGUUUCAUCCCUCCUUUCAUAUCUGACUGCACGGACUUCCAUGUCAAGUGCACUGUGAAGAACGUCAAUGUGUUUUGCGGUGAAACAGACAAAAGAAAGCGAAGACGACGAUCUGCUGUGAAGGAAGUCUACAUCAAGGUUGACUUUGUUGGCGCGGCGACAUCAUCAGUGCCGAGGACUCUAUCCCAGCUAGAGAAUGUGAUGGAAACUCAGACAUCACCGCGGCUCGAUAGUACCCUUAAGGCGGUGGACUGGUCUCCGCUACGCGCUAACUCUGACCUGGAAUUCAAGAAGUUCUCACUGACAAAGCCGGAAGGAUACUGCUCUGCUGACGGUGCUGUUGUGGGAAAGUGCGACUCUUAUGGUUCGGGGUGCCUGAACACCAAUACCCAGUCACAAUGCUCCUGUAACGGAGAUUCUGGAAAAAUCGAGAAAUGCAUUCGCUGCCCAGCAGGGACUUAUUACGACUCGCUUCAUGAGAAGUGUAUGCGAUGCAAGCCAGGGACGUACAGUAGCCACGAGGGCAGUCUAAAGUGCUACAGCUGCCCCGAAGGAUCAUGGACUCUUGGAGACGAGGCCAAGAACUUCACGUCAUGUACAGAAAAGUGCAAGCCCGGUUACUACUCGUCGACUGGUCUGGCUCGUUGUACCAUUUGCCCGCGAGGAGAAUACGCAUCGGGCCACAUGAACAAGAAAUGUACACCUUGUCCCCAGGGCACCACCUCAGUCCUCGCGGCCGCUACAUCCAGAGAGGAGUGUGGAAUGAUGUGCGCCCCCGGUACUUACUCGAGCAGCGGCGUUGAGCCAUGUUUGCCAUGCCCAAAAGGCACAUACCAGACAGCCAUUGGACAGAUGUCCUGCAGCGAGUGCCCUGGAACCAAGUCAACUCAUGGUCCUGGAGCCGACUCGCACGACAUGUGUUUAGAUAUCGAUAAUUGUGCUUCGAGCCCGUGCCAGAACGGAGGUCGCUGCGAAAGUCUGAAGGAUGACUUCCGGUGCGCGUGUCCUGGAGGGUUCACCGGAAGACGAUGUGAGACAGAGCAGGACGAGUGUCUGUCUGAUCCGUGCUACCAGGGAUCAACAUGUAUUGAUAAGGUCAAUGGAUACGAGUGCAUAUGCGCGGCUGGCUACUCCGGUCCAAACUGUGACGUCAUUUCCGGUCUAUGCAGCUCUAGCCGUUGCCAGAAUGGUGCUAAAUGUGUGGCCAAGCCUCCUUCGGGGGCCUGUGAAUGCCCUGAAGGCUACGGCGGCCUGUUCUGUGAGAGGAAAAUGGACUUCUGUGUAUCCGCGCCCUGUAAAAAUGGUGGACUCUGUCGCAGUCUUCAGGAUAAAUUUCAGUGCAACUGCAGGCCUGGUUUCUCAGGCGAUCGCUGUGAAAUAGACAUCGAUGAUUGUGCCAAAAAUCCAUGUCUAAACAACGGCGCAUGCGUUGACCAAGUCAACGGAUAUACCUGCACCUGCAAGGCUGGGUUCGCGGGCUCACGAUGUGACCGCAAUGUUGAUAACUGUUACCCGAACCCUUGUGUUAAUGGAGUUUGCAAGAAUAAAGUGAAUGGAUACGAGUGUGCCUGCAAUCCAGGAUAUUCUGGAAGCACAUGUGCAACUAAGGUUUCUUCAGAUUUUGACCUCCACUUCCCUCUUCGUGUGGUAACAUCGUCAUCUUCAACAAGCAAUAUCCCGGAUUUGACAGUAUUCACCAUUGCCUUCUGGAUGCGGACCACUGAUAGAGAAAACCCCGGCACGCCUAUCUCAUAUGCAACAACCGUAAAUGGAGAGGUUAUUGAUAACGCCCUUGUAUUACAAGAUUACGGUGCUUUCACUCUCCAUGUUAACAAUAAGAAGCAAUUCAUCGGCGUCUCUGCCAACGAUGGCCAUUGGCACCACGUGGCGGUCACGUGGCAAAGCUUAGAUGGCGCGUGGGCUUUUUACUUGGACGGCAAGAAAAUGAAGAGCUCAUUUGGAUUCCAGACCGGCGCGGUUAUUAAAGGUGGAGGGGUCAUGGUACUUGGACAAGAACAGGACACCGUCGGCGAUGGUUUUAACGCUGAAGAGGCGUUCACGGGCGAUAUCAGUCAAAUGAAUGUUUGGAACACAUUUCUCACUGAUAAGGGCGCACAGAAUUUAGUGCACAGCUGCCAGGCCUUUCAAGGCAACGUAAAAGCCUGGGGCGACUUCCGUGCGGAGCUUCAAGGGCUUUACGUCAUCACACCGAAGUCAUACGCAUGUGACGCCUCCAGCAAAAUACGCGGCUACCGAAUGAACCACGAAGCACGCGUUUUAUCUCGUCAGAAGACACUCUCGUCCCAGACUCCUGAGCAGUGUGCGGCUAGCUGCGAACAGGAAGUCACCUUUCCCUGUCGGUCAUUUGAGUACAAUCGCGCGAAUAAAGAUUGCCAUCUUAGUAAAAUGGUGGUUACUGAGUCUAGCGACAUUGUCCCCACGUCCGGCAUCGAUGUCUACCAAUCAGAUUGCGUUGACCCACUCGGCGUUGGUGCUAAGGGCAUCAAAGACUCCGCCAUGACUGCAUCAUCAUCAUUUAAUCCAACCGCAGCUCCAGAAUAUGGGCGCUUACAGUCAUCGCGUAUCGCCGCUGUUGCAGGUUUAAAGGAUAGUUAUGGCGGCUGGCGUCCGUCAUCUAGCAACAAUCAGCAAUUCUUACAAGUGGACUUGGGGGAGAAGACAAGGAUGACAGGCGUGGCUACACAGGGAGCGGACGGCUCCUCACAAUGGGUUACGUCAUAUAAGCUGGAGUACAGCGCUGAUGGCAGCAAGUGGACCAUGUAUGCUAAGGUGCUGACCGGAAACACCGACGACAAAACAAUCGUACGGCAACAGGUCCAGUCUUUUUCGGCCAGAUACGUCCGGUUUAGGCCCCAGGCCUGGAGCGGCGAGAUUGCGAUGCGUGUUGAGAUCUAUGGCUGCAAAGAAUCGGUUCCUGUUGCUAAAGGUACAUGUGUGUCGAAUUCCUGUACUAAUGGUGGAACGUGCGUGGAUUUGCCAAACGAGUUCAAGUGUGUCUGCCCGAGUGGAUAUGAAGGCCGCAGAUGUGAGCACGCGUCUGGGUGUCCUUCCCCGAAAUCUCCAACAAAUGGCAAAAUUGUGUCCAGCACGGGAAGUGGUCACGGAAGUAGCGUGACAGUCACGUGUAACGCAGGCUUCAAGCUGACCGGAGACGGUGUACGGACUUGUAACCACGGACGAUGGACUGGAAACGACCCACAAUGCGUCGAUAUUAACGAGUGCAACAGCGCCAGCAGUCCCUGUGCACAGCAGUGUACAAAUACGGAGGGCAGUUUCACGUGUUCUUGCAACCCUGGGUACAACCUCGGCUCAGAUGGUGUCACAUGUAACGACGUGAAUGAAUGCUCGCUGACUGGUAUCUGUAGUCACAAGUGUUACAACACUAAAGGGAGCUUCCGGUGCGAGUGUCCUGCGGGAAUGGAGCUGGCAGCGGGCGGUCGAUCAUGCCAAGACAAAGAUGAGUGUGCAAUCCAGAAUGGUGGUUGCGAACACGCAUGCGCCAACGGCUAUCUCCGCAGUACAUGUCAGUGCAGGGGCGGUUACAACCUUGAGUCCGAUAUAAGGAGUUGCGCAGAAAUCCACUGUCCGGUAACGACGCCUCCUACUGGUGGAAAAGAAACCAUCCAUGGUGCUCGUAUCCUUGGUAACGUCCUGUCAAUCACGUGUAACCCUGGUUACCGAUUGGUGGGUCCAUCCACUCGGACGUGUCAAGCGGACGGCAAAUGGUCAGGAUCCCAGCCUCGAUGCGAAGCCGUACAAUGCGUGGAUAUUGGAACGAUCAAAAAAGGCGCGCGCACGCUCACCGCUGGACAUUCCUAUGGCAGUCGUGCGCAGUUCUCGUGCAUUUCUGGGUAUGCUCUUGAGGGUGUGGCUCAGCGUUCGUGUCAGCAGGAUGGGACGUGGACAGGGGUGCAGCCGCGAUGUGUCCGCGCCGACUGUCCCGCCCUGAAUGCUCCCGUCAACGGCAAAAUUGAAGGAAACCGCCGUGAAGUGGGAAGCACUGUUAGGGUUUCCUGUGCUACGGGAUAUCGCGUGAAGCCUGAAGAUGGCGCCUUCCGAACGUGCGGGUCAGACAAGAGGUGGACUGGAAGCGACCCUACUUGCAUACUGGUGGAUUGCGGAGAUCCUGGCACGCCAUUUGCCGGAUCACUUAUUGGCUCCACCUUUACCUACAACUCCGUGGUCAGGUACCAGUGUCGCGUGAAACACCAUCUGGAAGGGGACGCAAGCAGAAAAUGCGGGGCGGACGGAAAAUGGACAGGCAAACUACCCACGUGCCUAGAGCGCUCCUGUGGUGAGCCUGGUACACCCCUCCAUGGCAACAAGGUCGGUACAAACCAUACUUACGGCGCGUCAGUCAAGUUCGUCUGUAACCAAGGUUACCAGCUACAGGGAGUUAAUAUCAGGACAUGCGAGGAAUCCACCGGGAAGUGGACUGGGUCCCAACCAACGUGUAAAAUCCGUGACUGCGGUGAUCCAGGAGCCAUUGUCAAUGGUUUCCGUAUCGGUCACGUGUUCACGUAUGGCUCAAGCGUGACCUAUGAUUGUAACCCCGGCUUCAAGCUGCAGGGAAGCAUCACCAGGCAGUGCCAGGCUGAUGGCACUUGGACAGGGAGCACUGCUUCUUGCACAGCAUCCAAUUGCGGUCAAGUCGUGACAGGUCCAUUCGGGACUAUACAGUCUACAAACUUCCCUAACAACUAUGAGAACAACGAGUACUGUACGUGGGAAAUCCGAGUGCCUACUGGUAAGAAAGUACGACUGGACUUCACCGAGCUACGCACAGAGGAGGGCAAGGACCUGGUGAUUAUCUACGACACGGGAAAAACCGAUCCCAUCAUUGCGUUCAGCGGUCUCGUUCACAAACCACGUGCUUUGACGUCAUCGGGCAACACAAUGCGGGUGAGAUUCAUAUCAAACGGCGAAAACGUCAACAAUGGCUUCAAGCUCAAAUACUCACAGACCGAUUGCGGCGGGAUGCUGACCACACGUACCGGCGGCUUCACAUCUCCCAACUUCCCCCAGCAGUACCCAGACAGUGCCUCUUGUAUCUGGCUUAUCCACAUGCCUAACACACAAAUCUCACUUCAAACCCCUGAAUUCAGCACAGAGAACGCCUACGAUAGACUGGAGAUAGCCCAUGGACCCUGGGUAACCUCGCCUCUGGAGAUCGCCUGGUCUGGCCCGAGCCCGGUCAGCGGUGAUGUGGUCACUAAGGAUUACAUGUGGGUUCAUUUCUAUAGCAACUCGAGGAAUGAUCGUUUUUACAAGGGUUUCCGCGCCACGUACAAACCCUACGACCCGUAUGCUAAUCGCAGAUAGUGAGAAUGACAUUUAAUUGUGUAAAACAAUAAAAAAUCUUUAGUUGAGCAACAAGUGCUUGUUUCAUGAGAGGGCGAUAUUUAGGCUUUAGUUCCAAUACCCUUUUAAAAAGGAAUGAAAUAAAAUUUAAGUACUCAAUCCA